Molecule: messenger RNA, 1088 nt
Organism: Acanthaster planci (crown-of-thorns starfish)
Lineage: Eukaryota; Metazoa; Echinodermata; Asteroidea; Valvatida; Acanthasteridae
Biological process (GO): positive regulation of voltage-gated potassium channel activity; sleep; regulation of synaptic transmission, cholinergic
Source: RefSeq, a predicted model, not a curated record
UUGGCAAAGAAUCAGCUUAAGACUUGUUCAUGCCAUGGAUCGAGGAAGGGCUCAUAUGGUGUAACCUCUCAGUGAAGCUCUCAUCAGCUUUAAGUUCAUGGACAGGUUACCAACAGCCAGCCCCUGGGAGAUUUAUUUAUACAAUGUUGCAAGUCUGUGUGCGUUUGCAAUGCAGCAAACUUGAAGAGUCUGGUGUACAGCAACAACGUUUUUUGACCAACCAUGAAGUGGGCUUUGGUGUUCGCUUGUGUACUUGUUUGCCUCGUUGGUAGAAAUGCAGCGUUGAAGUGCUAUCAGUGCAACCUUGGCAACAGCGCUUGCAAAGACCCAUUUGACAAAGACGCAAAUAACAACCUGCUUCAAGAGUGCCAAUUUGCUUUGGGUUUAUCUGGUGCUUGUUGGAAAAUCAAAACCAAUGACGUUGUCACACGUAGUUGUACUGCGAAGGCAACAUGUGAUGCCAUCGGUGGUCUUAAUGCUUGCGGUGACAAUGCAUCAGGUGCUAACGCGUGCUGCUGCACCACAGACGGAUGCAACGGCGCUACGACAACCAGCAUCAGCUAUUUGGCCGUGACUGCUCUGCUCGUCCUGACAAAGGCCUUGCAUUAACUGUCUUGGAGGCAGCUAUCAAAGGCAUAAGGACAGUUGAUUUUUAUUUAGAUGUUCCCGUCAAUAGUUAUAUCACGUGACACACCGGAUGACUUAUCAAUGAUUGCAAGUCCUUGAAUUCCAGCGAGGGCCGGCCACUAAAGUUGUGUAUUCCAAGUAUGCUGGAAACUACUUGAAGUCUUCGAUUACAAGUAAACUCGUGUCUGUGAAAUAUAGCAAGUCACUACGGCUUAGACUUAUAAGUGUGCCUAUGAAAGCCGCUUAUACUUCUAAAAAGACAAUUUAGAAUGCCGAACAAGUUUCUAUUUGAUUUUCAUUCAUUCGCCAUCAAAUAGUUCACGUCAUGAAAUUCAAUGCGGGCCGUUUUCCAAUACUUGACUUUUGCUCCGUCUCAGGCUUCAAUUUUUUUUUUUUUACUUCCUGACUUUGUGGUUGUAAGCGCAACAGUAAGUCUUAUAGUGCCAUAGAACAUCAAGUAA